CUUAUUGUGAUUUCUAGCAAUUCCCGACCCAGACUCGCAACCCGACGCGGAAAACCAACAUCCCGACAAUGCCUAUUAAUUCGACGAAGAAGAAGAUGGCGAUGACGAUGAAGACGACCUCGUUGAAGAAGAUGAAGAAGACGACAACGUCUCGUUCGAACCCGCCACGCCCCGAGCAGUGAAGCUGAAAAUGGACGCUCUAGUCCGACGUAUGUUAAUCGGUACCGUUUCAAUCCACGUCCACGACGUGAUCAUCGAAGGGAACACAAACACCAAAGCUUACAUAAUCGAGGCCAAAGCGUCAGAAGCUUUGAAGAAAGCCACCACGAUGCAGGAGCUGUUGCGAGCAUCGAACGCGGUCAAUUCAUGGCUGAAAUCGCCCGGACUAUUUGAUUCCGUUAUGGUCACGCUCAAUUCAGGCCCGCCGGAGAUCCCUGGAAGCGCCAAUGUCAUUAUUGAGGUUCAGCAAGCAGGGAAUCGGUUUUCGGGAGAGAUUGGAGCUUAUACAAAAGCUGAGUUUAAGUCUUCCUCAGUGGAAGGAUCAACCAAGUACAAGAACUUGUUAGGGUUUGGGGAUCUUUGGGAUGGUUCAAUUCCAUAUGGUUUUGACCACUCUGCGCAGGUAAGUGCUGGUGUAUAUUUGCCCAGAUUGAAAGCAUUGGUGGCUCCUGCGACUGCUCGUGCAUACUUGUUGACCCAAAGAUCGGAUGAACUUUCCAACUCCCAAAUUAAUUCCUUUGGGCUGUCCAUAGCUAAAUGAUUUAUAUUUUUAGGUAUGGAGUGGACGCAUGCAAAGUAAACUGAAAUUCUUGACAGAGAAAACUUGGCAAAGCCAGCCUUCUCAAUAAGAAAAUGGAAAUAAUUUUCUCACAGUUUUAUUGCACGUUUUGAAUAAGAAACAAAGCACAUAGGCAACAACUGUUACGGUAGGAAACAGAGGUAAUUCUAAAGUUGAUUAAGAGGAUUCAGGCAAACUGAGAAGAACACUGGUGUUCAGGACGGGUGAAAUUUACUAUUUUACUUCAAUCCCAGAGUGAGCAAUUGCCAUUUCUAAUCCUCGUGCUGGUA
Messenger RNA from Durio zibethinus, 1068 nucleotides. Lineage: Eukaryota; Viridiplantae; Streptophyta; Magnoliopsida; Malvales; Malvaceae. The record is from RefSeq and is a predicted model, not a curated record.